AAAUUUCUACCAUUUCUCACUCUCUCCAAUCUCCAUCUAACUCUGUCUCUCAAAAAGUGAAAAAUGGGUAUGAGCAACAACAUCACCGCGUUGCUGAAUUUCAUCGCCCUGAUGUGCUCCAUCCCCAUCAUCGCCGCGGGCAUCUGGCUGGCCUCGAAGCCCGACAACGAGUGCAUCAGGUGGCUCCGCUGGCCUCUCGUCUUCAUCGGAAUAGCAUUCCUCCUCGUCGCCCUCACUGGCUUCGUCGGCGCCUAUUGGAAGAAGGAAGGCCUCCUCGGCCUCUACCUCGUCUGUAUGUUCAUCCUCAUCCUCCUCCUCCUCGUCCUCCUCGUCCUCGCCUUUGUAGUCACUCGCCCGGGCGGGGCCUACUCCGUCCCGGGCGUGGCCUUCCGCGAGUACCGCCUUGGAGGCUUCUCGGCCUGGCUCCGCGACCACGUCACCAGCGAUGAUAAUUGGCCCAAGAUUAGGGCCUGUUUGGCUGACUCGCAAAUCUGCUCCCAAAAUUACAUCUCCGCCGCUGAUUUCUUCGCUGCUCAUCUCUCUCCUAUUCAGGCCGGAUGCUGCAAGCCGCCGAUGAUAUGCGGGUUUGAGUACGGAGGAGCUACGACGUGGAAUGGGGCAGGCAACGUGGCAGCAGAUGCGGACUGUGGUAAGUGGAGCAACGACCCAAGCCAGUUGUGCUAUAACUGCGAUUCGUGCAAGGCCGGGCUGCUGGGGAACCUAAGGCACGAGUGGAGGAAGGUGAACGUCAUACUCAUUGUCACGGUGGUGGUUCUGAUCUGGGUGUAUCUCAUCGCUUGCAGCGCUUACAAGAACGCUCAAACGGAAGAACUCUUCGCCAGAUACAAGCAGGGAUGGGCUUGAUUUCUUUUAUUAUGUUUUUAAUUAUCAAUUUACUGGUAUAUAUUCUUUUCUUUCAUUCUAGGUUAUCUUUGGAGUUGAAUUUGAAUUUGAAUUUUGAUGGGCGCAACUUGGUGUUUUGAAUUCUAUUCCUACUAACUUGGUCA
Molecule: messenger RNA, 1007 nt
Organism: Salvia hispanica
Lineage: Eukaryota; Viridiplantae; Streptophyta; Magnoliopsida; Lamiales; Lamiaceae
Product: tetraspanin-2-like
Biological process (GO): auxin-activated signaling pathway
Cellular component (GO): membrane
Source: RefSeq, a predicted model, not a curated record